Molecule: messenger RNA, 787 nt
Organism: Camelina sativa (false flax)
Lineage: Eukaryota; Viridiplantae; Streptophyta; Magnoliopsida; Brassicales; Brassicaceae
Source: RefSeq, a predicted model, not a curated record
CAAAGAGUACAGAAGAAAAAGAAAAAAAAAAAAAAUCAUUUCGUCUCUCUAAAUCGAAGAAGAAGAAGAAGGUAUGGCGGAUCAGCUUACAGAUGAACAGAUCUCUGAGUUUAAGGAAGCUUUUAGCCUCUUCGACAAAGAUGGAGAUGGUUGUAUCACCACUAAGGAGCUGGGAACAGUGAUGAGGUCUCUAGGGCAGAACCCAACAGAAGCUGAGCUACAAGACAUGAUCAACGAGGUGGAUGCUGAUGGUAACGGCACCAUUGACUUCCCCGAGUUCCUUAACCUAAUGGCUAAGAAGAUGAAGGACACAGACUCCGAGGAAGAGCUGAAAGAAGCAUUCAGGGUGUUCGACAAAGACCAGAACGGUUUCAUAUCCGCUGCAGAGCUCCGCCAUGUCAUGACGAAUCUAGGAGAGAAGCUGACUGAUGAAGAGGUCGAGGAGAUGAUCCGUGAAGCUGAUGUUGAUGGAGACGGUCAGAUAAACUACGAGGAGUUUGUCAAGAUUAUGAUGGCUAAGUGAUGACCAGAUGAAAAUGAAGAAUAAAAGUGAUGUGAUGAUCUGUUUAGGCUUUUACUAUCUACAAAAAAAAAAGAUUCAGACCUCUAGUGUUUUGGGUUUGAUUGAGCCUAAUAGUUCUCAAGAUUUUAACAGACUGAAAUUGUGACUUAUCUUUUUUUUUUAUAUAUUUUGUGGGUCUUUUCUUGUUGGCAUAAUUGCAUGUUUAGAUCUUGGUAACUAGAGUGGUCACAAAAAGCUUUGUUAUAUGGGGAAAAAGUUAUUUCA